GGGGGAAGUUUGGAUCUUUCCUUCAUAGAGUGGUUUGGUAACUUUGGUUUUGCCAAAUGUGAAUCAGGGUGGGGAUCGGUUGUAGAAAAGCUUGAACAGAUUGAAACCUUACUGGUUGAUGUUAUUUGGAGCUUAUACUCUUUUUCAUAAUAGUUUGAGACUUAAAUCAAAGCUUGGAAUUUUACUUUGGUAAUUGAUCUAUGAGAUGAAGAGAAAAACGCCGGAAAGGAUUUUUUGCUUGCUUCUGGUGUUGGAGCUCUGGUGUCUGUGUGGUUGUUUGUUUUCCUGGAGAUGCUUGUGUUCAAAACUGAAUCUUGUGAGUUUAAGACUAGGAGAUGACUGGUGGAAACUGGACUUGAUGGAAAUAGUAUUUGAAUUGAAGCAUUUUUGGGUCUGCUUUUUCUUUUGUAGUAUUCUCGAACUUCUUGAUUUCGGUGUUUGUGUUAUAACUUAAGCUUACGGAUCUUGUGCUACAAUCCUACAACUUGAUCAAAACACUUGAAAUGUGAAGAGAAUGUUGACUUUGAUAUUAUGAAUUAGAGGGCUAAUAUGAUCAUUAUGGUUUCAACUAUAAGGCAGUCAAUUUGCGUUUAGUUAUUGUUUUCUUCUGUGUCAUAAACACAUUUCAGCUGGGGAGUAUGAAAAAGACUCCUUUGAUUUUAAAGUGAACUAAUAGAAUUCCUUCAUGUGGUUGGCUGUUGGUUGUUCUUUUCACAUGUUACCUUUCUGAAAUGGAUCUCAUUGCACACUUGAAACAUCAGUACUGGCUUCCUAAUUCAUUUCGGAUGCCACAGAUACCAAAAGGAUAAAAAAUGGGUGCGUCGCUUGCCACGCUUUUCGAUGGAUUAUCAACCAAGACAGAGGUCAACAUACUGAUGGUGGGUCUUGAUUGUGCCGGUAAAACAACAAUCUUGUACAGGCUGAAGGGGAGAGAAGUUGUUAUAGACAUGCCCACUGUCGGUUUUAAUCUGGAGACUUUGGAAUACAAGAAUAUCAGCUUUCAAGUCCAGGACAUGGCUGGUCAGAACAUGAGACCACCAUAUCUCAAGUGCUACUAUCAAAAUAUUCGAGGAAUGAUUUAUGUUGUUGACAGCAAUGACCGGGAUCGCAUUUUUGAUGCUAGGGAUAACCUAAAAGUGCAGUUAGAAGAGGAGUUACUGAGGGAUGCAGUUCUACUUGUUCUAGCGAACAAGCAAGAUCUCCCCAAUGCAAUGAAUGCCGAGGAGAUCAUCCUCAAACUUGGUCUUCACUCUCUUCAUCCUCGCCUCUGGCAUGUUCAGAACGCAUGUGGUAUCAAUGGGGUAGGACUUCAUGAAGGGUUGGAGUGGCUUGCUAAUAAUGUAUCCUACAAGGCCUAAAUGAUUCAGUAUCAAUGAUUUUAUGCAUCUUCUCUCCAGGCAAUUGGGCGCACAGAUAUUUGUUGUUAUCCAUUACUACUAAGUAGUCCCAGAAAGCGGAAAAGCAUAUGGCCCUGCAAAUUUGGGGGUUUUAUUGUACAAAGGUUCUGCACUGCCCUUCAUGUUUUUAGGAAUGUUGGUUCAAAUCUUCUUCCCGAUAUUCAAAUAGCCCAAAUACAAAUGUGGUUUUUUUUUUUUGGUUACACUUAAAGUUGGUGUUGCGCUAUCAAAAUUCGAACUUCUAACCUUUAUGGCAUAUAUAUAUAUAUAGCAAGCGUUGCUGUUAACACUUA
This is a messenger RNA of Oldenlandia corymbosa var. corymbosa, 1690 nucleotides long. Lineage: Eukaryota; Viridiplantae; Streptophyta; Magnoliopsida; Gentianales; Rubiaceae. The record is from the annotation of a GenBank genome assembly.